AUGGAUGCUACUAAAACACCCAAAGGUGCCGGAGGAAAGAAGGGUGGCUCAAAGAAAAAGGCUGUAACUAGGUCAGUGAAAGCUGAUCUUCAGUUUCCAGUUGGUCGUAUUGCUUAUUACUUGAAGAAGGGUUGUUAUGCUCAGCGUGUUGGAUCUGGUGCUCCUAUUUACCUCGCUACCGUCCUUGAAUACCUUGCUGAUGAGGUGUUGGAGUUAUCUGGAAAUGCGGCGAGGGACAAUAAGAAGACGAGGAUUAUUCCAAGGCAUUUGUUGUUGGCAGUGAGGAAUGAUGAAGAGCUGGGAAAGUUGUUGGCUGGUAUUACUAUUGCAAGUGGAGGUGUUCCUCCCAACAUUAACCCAGUUUUGUUGCCUAAGAAAUCUACUGCUUCUGAGGAGAAGGCGUCGACACCAAAGGCCAAAAAGUCACCAAAGAAGGCUUAGGGAUUGGAUUUUAGGAGUUUUAUGUUUGGGUUAAAUAUGCAGUAAUCCUUUGUGCAUUGAUGGAGUACUUUUUGAAGACUGCAGGAUAAAUCUUGAGGGAUUGGGGUGCAUUGUUGUUUAUAGAAUUGCUUAAUUCCUCUUAUGAUAAAAUAGAUCGAGGUACAUGGCAUAGUUGUGAAGGAGGAUGUUAAAUUGUUUGUAUGCUGAUUGUUUUUGUGGUAACUAGUAGUGUUUGAAGAAUCA
This is a messenger RNA of Capsicum annuum, 684 nucleotides long. Its product is annotated as histone H2A.1-like. Gene Ontology annotation, cellular component: nucleosome. Gene Ontology annotation, molecular function: structural constituent of chromatin; protein heterodimerization activity; DNA binding. NCBI's taxonomy places the organism in Eukaryota, Viridiplantae, Streptophyta, Magnoliopsida, Solanales, Solanaceae. The coding region runs from base 1 to 441 and encodes 146 amino acids. The transcript has 2 exons. The record is from RefSeq and is a predicted model, not a curated record.